Messenger RNA from Austrofundulus limnaeus, 5081 nucleotides. RefSeq names its product bromodomain and PHD finger containing, 3b (gene brpf3b). Gene Ontology annotation, biological process: regulation of transcription by RNA polymerase II. The record is from RefSeq and is a predicted model, not a curated record. Gene Ontology annotation, molecular function: protein binding. Bases 348 to 4073 code for a protein of 1241 amino acids. Lineage: Eukaryota; Metazoa; Chordata; Actinopteri; Cyprinodontiformes; Rivulidae. The transcript has 12 exons.
CUAGCCAACUAGCCGAAAAGGCUAGUUUUUUUCUCACAAUAAUUGCUCGAUAAUAUGGUGUCUCUCAGGCUGUGAGUACUAACGAACCGCACUUGUUUUCAAUAUGCCUUUCGGAAUAAGUGACUGCCUUUCGAACCCCGUGUUUUGAAGAAACAGGACCGAUACAGGCAGCAAAUUACACCGGCUGUGUUAGCAAACUGUGGCAGGCUAAGGGUAGCUGCUAGCUUCGGAAGUGCAGCGAGCGAAGCGUCUGGCUGGGGAACCAAAGCUGCUUCAGACCGCCGGCUGGGAAGCUACCCUGGUCAAGGCAGUUGUCAUAAUAGGAGUGAAAGUGUUACCAGUGGCCUAUGAGGAAGCCACGCCGAAAGGUCCCGGUGGCUGGAGGAGGUGGCGUCAAUGUCAAAAAGUCCAGUGGGACAGCUGGCCGGUGUGGGGGUGCCCGCCAGCGAUCUCCAUCCCCUUACAGCCUCAAAGCGUCUCCAAACAGAGAAACCCUCAGCUAUGCUCAGGCUCAGAAGGUGGUGGAGGUGGAGCUGGAGGGCAGGCUUCACCGCAUUUCCGUCCUGGAGCCUCUGGAAGUCGUCACAGACGACGAGAUGAUGGCUCAGGAUAUCAGCGAGUGUAACAGCAACAAAGAGAACAGUGAGCAGUCGUCGUCUCCCUCCAGCACUACGCAACCAACCAGUAAACCUGUCACACCCAGAGGUCGCAGAAAAGACUCCAAAUUUACCUCGGUCAGGUCGCCAAAAACUUCCAAAAACCACUGUCCAGAUCCCCAUCCCCAAACGCCUGAAAUAUCAAACUCUCACGACACCACGACCCUUCCAGAACCUAAGUUUCAGGUUCUGGAAACCUUCACGCCAGGCAGGGCAGCUCCCCUGCCUGCAGCGUAUUAUCGUUACAUGGAAUGCUCGCCCGGCGAGCAGGAAGUAAAGGCAGAAUAUGACAUGGACGAAGAAGACACGGCCUGGCUGGAAAUGAUAAACACCGGCCGGACAUCAGAAGGUUUCUCCGUCAUUUCACCGGACAUUUUUGAGCUACUGGUGGACCGUUUGGAGGAGGAGGCGUAUCGAGAAGCUCGAAGCCGGGCGCCCCCUCAGAGCGCGAUCGACGACGAUGCCUUCUGCUGUGUGUGCCUGGACGAUGAAUGUCUCAACAGCAACGUCAUCCUGUUCUGCGAUGCGUGCAACCUGGCUGUGCACCAGGAGUGUUACGGGGUGCCCUACGUCCCUGAGGGCCAGUGGCUGUGCCGCUGUUGCCUCCAGUCCCCUCAAAAACCCGUCGACUGUGUUUUAUGCCCAAAUCGGGGAGGUGCUUUCAAACAAACAAGUGAUGCCCGAUGGGCACAUGUGGUCUGUGCGAUAUGGAUCCCUGAAGUUUGUUUUGCCAACACGGUGUUUCUGGAACCAGUGGAAGGGGUUGCUAACAUCCCCCCAGCGCGCUGGAAACUUACCUGCUGCUUGUGCAAGCAGAAGGGUCGAGGYGCGUGCAUUCAGUGCCACAAGGCCAACUGUUACACCGCGUUYCACGUCACGUGUGCUCAACGCGCUGGCCUGUUCAUGAAGAUUGAACCCGUGAGGGAAACGAACAUCAACGGUACAACAUUUUCAGUGAAGAAGACAGCGUUUUGUGAGACCCACUCUCCCCCAGGCCAAGAGACCGGGUCAGACGAGGAGAAUGAAGGUCGAGUCGUGGGCAGCAGGGGGAGGGCGAGUAGAGGUCGGAGCGCCUACACGGAAGGUCCGACCACACCGAAAAAAGGCCGAAAGACUGAAGAGGACGCCUCGACGGAUAAAAAGAAAGGGAAAAAGAAGGCGGAGGCGAAAGAGCAGCACACUGGUUCACCACAGACGAUUGUGCCUCAGAUACCCACAAGCAGGCUUAACAUUAUCAGCAAAGGAGUCCUUCUCCAAAGGAAAAACCAGUUCAUGCAGAGACUGCACAACUAUUGGUUACUGAAGCGUCAGUCAAGAAACGGCGUGCCACUGGUCCGACAAAUGCACGCCAGCGUCCAAUCCCAAAGGACCAUAGAACAGCCUGAAGUGGACGAGAAGAUUUCUGCAGCUAGAGAAGCGCUGAGAUAUUGGCAGAAGCUGCGACAUGAUCUUGAAAAAGCCAGACUGCUCGUGGAGCUCAUACGCAAGAGAGAGAAGCUCAAACGAGAGCAGGUCAAAGUUCACCAGGCAGCUUUAGAGAUGCAGUUGACCCCGAUGUCGGUGCUUCUUCGCGCCACGCUGGAUCAGCUACAGGAGAAGGACACGACACAGAUUUUUGCAAAGCCUGUUGACAUAAAGGAGGUACCAGAUUACCUGGAGUUUGUUAGCCAGCCGAUGGACUUCUCCAUUAUGUGCUCCAAGCUGGAAAGUCACACUUAUCGCUCCGUGGCUGACAUGGAGGCCGACUUCAACCUGAUGGUGUCAAACUGCCUCCUUUACAAUUCCAAAGACACGGUGUUCCACAGGGCGGCACUUCGCCUUCGUGACUUAGGGGGCGCCAUAUUGCGCCACGCCCAACGGCAGGCCACAAACGCCGGCCUAGACUUGGACACGGGCAUGCACCUCCCCGAGUCCCCCCAAAAAAGAGACUUUUACAACUGCACCUGGGAGGAUGUUGACAGUGUUCUGGACCCAGAGAACAGACUCCACAUGACGGUAGAAGAACAACUGAAGGAGCUGUUGGAGAAGCUGGACUUCGUCACGUCCAUGMGGUGCAGCGGCGCCCGAACUCGGCGCAUACGCCUGCUCCGCCGGGAGAUCAAUAAGAUCCGCUACAGGCAGGGUCAAACCCCAAGCCACAGCAGCCACAACGGGUACCUUAAAGAAGAGGACGAGGACGAGGAGGACGAGGAAGACAACGACGCCAAGGCAGAUAAUACCCUUUCGUCUUCAGAUAAAGAGGACCUCAAAUCUGCUUCUCCCCCGAAACUGGAACCUACGGCCCCUUCUCCUCCUCCUCGACAAGGAGAACCACCUCUGGAGCCUCCUACUCUGCGGCCAGUCACGAGGGACCUCCGUUCCCCCACCUGGCCCAGCAAGCGCCUUAAGAUGGAGCGUGAGCUCUCCGUCUGUAACGUAGAGAACAAGAAUUGCACUAAAGCACAAGAGCGGUCGGCGACGCCGCCCCCCAGUUUGCACAGUGAAGCUCCGGCGGUGGCCAACGGCCUGCCAGCGCUCGGCGUCCCCUCGAGGCCCACCACCGGCGGAGUCGGGCGACGAACCUCCGUACUGUUUAGGAAAGCAAAGAAUGGAGCCAAGCUUUUCAAAGAGAGAGACAACCCCGUGUUGAACGGAAAGGGGCCGCAGGACGAGAAGACGAGUAACAAGCCUACGGCACCCAGCUCCUCCACCAGCCCCCCMACUUUAUCCAAGACCCCCCAGAAAAGCCCAGAGCCCCCCACACUUACUGAGCUAUGGAGCCCUGGUCAAGACUCCAGUUCAGACACUGAACUGGAGAGGAGACUGGAAAGUGGACUGACCAACGGCUUCGACAGACACAAAGACAGCAGGUCUGACUCUGAGUCGAGCUCGUGUCCAGUGCUGCACAAAGAAAUCAACUCACCACCCAAACGAAGCCUCGGGAAACCAUCUCUUUCCAAAGUUCCUCUUCUUGAGAUCGUCAAUGGAGAUUUAGAUUACACUGGCAACAGUAGUCAGAUGUCAGAAGACGAGAUGGAGCUGGAGCCUUUGGACCUGGUGUGGGCGAAAUGUAGAGGGUAUCCCUCCUACCCCGCUCUGGUAAUCGACCCAGARAUGCCCGAAGAGGGUCUGCUGCUUAACGGGGUCCCCAUUCCUGUCCCACCMAAAGAUGUCCUCCGUCUGGGCGAGCAGAGACAAGAAGAGACUAACGAGAGACUCUACCUGGUUCUUUUCUUUGACAACAAGCGGACAUGGCAGUGGCUUCCACGAGAUAAAGUCACUCCUUUGGGCGUCGACGACACGGCCGACAAGUUACGCAUAAUGGAGGGCCGCAAGUCCAGCAUCCGCAAGUCUGUCCAGGUGGCGUACGACCGAGCCAUGAUCCACCAGAGCCGAGUGAGCCACAACCACGGCUUUGUGACCUCCAACUACCUGUAGAGGGCGACCGUCAGCGCCCACGGACCGUCUCUAUCCGUCGUUUUUCACGUGAAGCAACAGGUCGGUCGAUUCCCACCACCGUGGUCUGAAGAGGGUCGCCCCCCAGCACUAAAGUCUCAGACUGUAUUUAAUCAGUGAACCACUAGUAUUUGACACAGCAGUGAUGCUGAUGUGUUGUUGUUUAAUGGACGGGUGAAUGAAGUCGCUUUAGGCCCCGUGUUGCUGCAUCAGUUGGCGUUAAUUUCCCGUUCAGGGACGAAUCAGGUUGUCAGAUUACUCCACCUGGAUGUCAUUAAUCUGCGUGUCUGCAUGAAACGUCGAAGAAUUCCAGCUGUUUUGUACAAUUCUUCUGCCGAGGGAGCAAACCGUCAGAAAAGAUUUAAUGAUACAAACUGCAGGAGUCUGAUGAACAGAUCACUGCCUUCUUUUAUACAAUAGCUUUUUUUUUUUUACAUUUUAUUCUUCUACAAAAGAUUCUUGUAUAUUUUAAUGCCAUACUUAUGUACAUAGGUAAAUGUAAUAUCAAAGUUAUUUUAAUUUAACGUUGCGGUUUUUAAAUGCGUAAUUCAAUCAGCUCUUAUUGGGCAAAGUGAGGCUAUGUGUACUUACUGCAGUGUUCUGAGCUUGUUUUUAAUAUAAAAUCUUUGUGUGCGUUUUAUUGUGUAUUUUAGGCUUACGACAAAAUAAGACGAGGUUUUUUAUAUUUGAAAUCUCUUUUUGAUACAGAGAAGAAUAAUUUAUUUAUAGAAACAGAACUAUAAAAAUAAAGUUUUAUUGAUUAAAUUGAGACUUAUUUAAAACAAAAGGAGUUUUAAUAAGCAUUUAAGAUUUUCAUGUUUUUGUUUAAGACCAAGUUCUGUCUGUCACCAUUGUCCUGUUUGAUGAAUUUAUUUAUUUUCCUUAGCCCCAAUUAAUAAGCUUGUACUACUGUCAUAUUUUAUCUGCUCCCCCAAUUUUGUCUCUUAACACUUUACUUUCUCAUUCUGGGAAAUAAAUAUUCCAUUAAAA